GUGACUUAAUACACAAACACCACGGAGAGAGGGUGUGCAGAGUCCCUAAAGGAGGGGUCGCUCCCAGCGGUGAGGACACCGAAGUAACCAGGCCUGGCUCCGGAACGUGAAUUAAAACAGCGACAUGUACUGGAGGAAGUGCUCACCGUGCUAAGCUGCAGCCAUCGAUGAAGACUAUCAUGAAGGCCAGAGCUUGUAUAAGAAAGGAGUACAGCAUCCUCUUCCUCUGUCUGGCUGUGGCUGUUUUAAUCCUUGUGUUACGUAACAUGGAGAUCCUGAAGACCCCCAGCCAGUUUCAGCAUGAGGUGAACUCCACCAUCAUGGCCCCGAGAGUUUCCACUGACCCUGACGUGCAUCGGGGCUUCUGCACCUUCCAGCCACUGUCCCCUGAGGACGCUGUGGAGGAACGCCUCCUACUGGACUCCAUUGCUUGGCCUGAAACUCCACUAUUGCCAACUCCUCUUAUCCUGGAGCAGACCAGUGACCCAGCUCACAGCACCUUCACCAUUCUCCCAGGGAGGGGGGGAGGACAGUGGCACGUAGGGGAUCAGCUGGAGGUUAGGAUCAAUAUGUCUGAUUUCCAGGGCCGUCCCAAGAAGUCUGGGGGAGACUUGUUACUCGCCCGGCUGCACAACCAGAAGCUUGGUGCAGGUGUGGCUGGAACGGUGGUGGAUCAUCUGAAUGGCAGCUACUCUGCUGUAUUCUCUUUACUCUGGGAAGGAGACGCGCAGGUUGAGGUAAUGCUAUACACUAACAUGUUAAAUAUGGUUGUACUGUAG
This is a messenger RNA of Perca flavescens (yellow perch), 779 nucleotides long. RefSeq names its product NXPE family member 3-like. Lineage: Eukaryota; Metazoa; Chordata; Actinopteri; Perciformes; Percidae. The transcript is spliced from 3 exons. Bases 168 to 779 code for a protein of 203 amino acids. The record is from RefSeq and is a predicted model, not a curated record.